This is a messenger RNA of Plodia interpunctella (Indianmeal moth), 3122 nucleotides long. RefSeq lists its product as uncharacterized. The record is from RefSeq and is a predicted model, not a curated record. Gene Ontology annotation, molecular function: catalytic activity. The coding region runs from base 143 to 2947 and encodes 934 amino acids. The transcript has a single exon. NCBI's taxonomy places the organism in Eukaryota, Metazoa, Arthropoda, Insecta, Lepidoptera, Pyralidae.
AAAGCUUAUAAGUUUUUCAUAUCGGAAGCUAAUUUACCAAUGUAUAUGGAUGAAGCGAUGUGGCCAGCUGGAGUAAUAUUUAGACGCUUUGUUAGUUUUACACAAAGAAAAAAGUUGGAAACCGGCCAGGACAAACCCCAUAAUGGAUAGUACCUCCCAUAAGUUUGCCACUUUUAACUGUAAAAACGUAAAAAGAUCCAUUGAGGAUGUGAGAAGAUUAUGUCAGACGUGUGAUAUCAUAUGCCUUCAAGAAACGUGGCUGCUCCCGCACGACAUUCCUGUUAUAGGAACUAUUGACAGCGAAUUUGGGUACACGGCGACGUCUGCGGUCGACACGUCUGCGGGCAUCCUUAGGGGUCGGCCGUAUGGAGGCACGGCGUUAUUAUGGCGGUAUAGUGCUUUUCAACAAGUGACAGUGCUGCAAUGCGAUAAUAAUCGAAUUUGUGCUAUAAAAAUCACAACGGGAGAUAGGCCAGUGAUAGUGUUAAAUGUGUACUUACCAACAAACAGUGCCGAAAACCUACCGGAAUUUGUCGAUUGUUUAAGUGUUGUUAGUGCUAUUAUUGACGAAUAUGGAAUCGAUGCGGUGUUUAUUAUGGGAGAUUUUAACGCGAAUCCGGGUGAGUUGUUUUACAGAGAGCUUAUUAGUAUUUGUGAUGAUCAGUUGUGGUCGUGUUUAGACGUAGAUAGGCUGCAUCCUAGUACAUUUACUUUUAUUAGUGAUGCGCAUGGAACACGCAGCUGGCUCGACCACUGUGUUUCAACUCACUCGGCUGGGCAAUUGGUUACGGAUGUUUAUGUCUUGUAUGACACUUGGUGGUCGGAUCACUUCCCACUUAUUAUUCACUGUGAUUUAAAACUGAUAUCACCCAAAGUCAGGAGUAAUUUUAAGGAUGAAAAUAAGGACGUCCAGUGGGGUAGUAGAAGUGAGGAACAGACAAUACAAUAUACCUCAGAGUGUCAUAAAAGACUGAAACAAAUUGAUUUUCCUUCGGAUUUUGUUACAUGUGCAGAUCAUUUUUGUAAUAAUCGUGGACACAGGCGUACGCUAGACAGGCUAUAUUCUGACAUUGUGGCCGCACUCCGUGACGCUGCCACGGUGGGUCGGGGUAGCGGACGUCGGGGUGGGAGUGGUCCGCGCAUUAUUGGGUGGAACAAGCAUGUCAGAGAGGCUCACGUAGUGGCCAGGUCUAAAUUUAGGGACUGGGUCCUAUGUGGAAGACCGAGGUCCGGUAUUGUUUACAAAGAAAUGUAUAAAAGUAAACAAAUUUUUAAGGGAAGGUUAAAAUGGUGUCAAGAAAAUCAGGACCGAUUGAAAAUGGAAUCCCUAGCGGAAAAAUAUUCCAAGGGCGACUUUCGUAGCUUCUGGAGCGACACCAGUAAAUUCAAUGUACGACCUGGCCUUCCCGUGAGCGUCGCUGGUUGCAGUGAUCCAAAGGACAUUGCCAAUGUGUUUAAGGAUCACUUUUCUGUUCAUUCACCGCUUGGUCCGCCGCGGGAGGUGCUCAGUGCUGACUUAGGUAGUAAAAAGGUGGGGGCGUCAUUUCUUGCGAAAGACGUUGCCAAAGUCAUAAAACUCAUCUCUAAAGGAAAGUCUCCGGGUCAUGACGGUCUCAGCAUUGAGCACUUGCUGUUUGCCGGACCUCAUAUUAAUAGGGUAUUAGCUAUGUUCUACUCUCUGUGCGUGAGCCAUUCCUACUUGCCGGGGGAUUUCAUGAAAACGGUGGUAGUACCUAUAGUGAAAAAUAAAACGGGAGAUCUCACGGAUAAAAGUAACUAUAGGCCCAUAUCCCUUGCUACCAUUAUAGCCAAGGUAUUUGACGGAUUGCUUAAUACACUGCUGGACAAAUACAUUGUGCUUCAUGACAAUCAAUUUGGAUUUCGACCCCGAUUGUCGACUGAGAGUGCCAUACUGUGUCUUAAGCAUACCGUCAAAUAUUAUACUGACCGCAAAACUCCUGUGUACGGCUGCUUUCUCGACCUGUCACAGGCUUUUGACUUAGUUCGAUAUGACUUACUGUGGAGUAAGUUAAGGAGCGUAAAAUUACCACUUGAAUUUGUAAACAUGUUUCAGUACUGGUACGCUCAUCAAACAAAUAGCGUGCGUUGGGCGGGUGCAGUGUCGGAAUCAUAUGGGUUAGCUUGCGGCGUGAGACAGGGCGGAUUAACAUCUCCUACCCUCUUCAAUUUAUAUAUUAAUGAGUUGAUCAUCGAGCUCAGUAGCCAACAUGUUGGCUGUCACGUUGAUGGAGUUUGCGUCAACAAUUUAAGUUAUGCGGACGACAUGGCGCUGUUGAGCGCGUCGGUCUGCGGUCUGAGAAAGCUCGUUGAAAUUUGCGAGAAGUACGCGUGUGGCCACGGACUUUUGUAUAACGUUAAGAAAAGUCAAGGUAUGGUCUUUAGGGCGGGUACUAAUUGUCCCAGGGAUGUACCACCGGUAAGAAUAAGUGGUACGCCUCUGCAGUGGGUUUCUCAAUUUAAAUACUUAGGUCAUAUUAUAGCUGCCGACCUUAAGGAUAAUGCCGACAUUGACAGGGAGCGGAGGGCAUUGUCAAUCAGAGCCAACAUGAUUGCCCGCAGGUUUGCACGAUGUUCACGGCAGGUCAAAAUUGCGCUGUUCAGGGCUUACUGUACGUCGUUGUAUACCUGCAGCCUGUGGGCUGACUAUACUAAAAGGAGUUACAAUGACCUCCGCGUCCUUUACAAUAACGCGUUCAGAGUGAUAUUGGGGCUGCCCCGAUUCUGUAGCGCUUCGGGUAUGUUUGCGGAGGCGCGAACAGACUGUUUUCAUGCAGCCAUGCGUAAGCGAAGUGCGUCCCUGGUGCGCAGAGUACGGACCAGCUCCAAUGUCAUUUUGAACAUGAUAGCCGACCGACUGGAUUGUCCAUACACCCGGUGUUGCUGUGAAAGACAUGUCGCGGUGUCUAUGCCGCUGAGGAGGUAUUGACAUCCUAAACUUUUAAUUAUUUGACAUUUUUAUUUUAUUUUAUUCCAAAUUAUGUUUUAUUAUUUUACUGUAUGUGUUACUUUUAAUUAUUAUGGUUAUUUAAUUUUCAUUUGUAUUAGAUUGUAUUUAUUUUUAUGUAAUUGUUAUAAAGUCGUGUAUAUGGAUCUUUGUUGUC